Molecule: messenger RNA, 1431 nt
Organism: Pseudonaja textilis
Lineage: Eukaryota; Metazoa; Chordata; Lepidosauria; Squamata; Elapidae
Product: testis-specific serine/threonine-protein kinase 1-like
Biological process (GO): microtubule cytoskeleton organization; intracellular signal transduction; protein phosphorylation
Cellular component (GO): cytoplasm
Molecular function (GO): ATP binding; tau-protein kinase activity
Source: RefSeq, a predicted model, not a curated record
UCCCCUCGUCCCGAUGAGGCUGAGCAAGAACGCUCUUGCCACUGGCUUCGAAGCUACCUGGGUCCAAGCAAUGGAGAUCAAUUUGCCCAGUAUUUCUCUCGGCUUUAUGACGUCACAUGGAAACAGCAUCCUUUAAACAAUGCCCAAGGUUCCAUUCCAAGUAGCCACCAAGGGCUUCCAGAGCAGGAAACGGAUAAUCUCCUGAUGACCACAUGCCAUGGAACAGACAAUAAAUGGCUGAACGCAUACGUCAACCAUGUGACCAAACUUCUCAUAACCACAGCCUACAGCAUCAUGGACGAUGCUGCUAUCCUUAAAAAAAGGGGCUACAUCAUGGGCGGGAAUUUAGGGGAAGGGUCAUAUGCCAAAGUGAAAUCUGCCUUCUCGGAACGGCUGAAGUUCGAUGUAGCUAUCAAAAUCAUUGACCGGAAGAAGGCGCCUCCCGAUUUCUUGGAGCGGUUUCUCCCGAGAGAAAUAGAUAUCUUGGCCAAAGUCAACCAUCACUCCAUCAUCAAAACCUACGAGAUCUUCGAGACCUCCAAUGGCAAAGUCUACAUUGUGAUGGAGCUCGGUGUCCAGGGAGACUUGUUAGAAUUCAUCAAGCUGAAAGGGGAGAUGCCCGAAGACAUCGCUCGCAAGAUGUUCCGUCAGCUGGGCGCCGCUAUUAAAUACUGCCACGACAGCGACAUCGUGCAUCGGGAUUUGAAGUGCGAGAAUCUUCUCCUGGACAAAGAUUACCACAUUAAACUUUCGGACUUUGGCUUCGCCAAGCGCCUGGUUCGGGACGAAGACGGCAAAGUUAUUUACAGCAAAACCUUCUGCGGUUCUGCUGCUUACGCCGCCCCGGAGGUCUUACAGGGAAUCCCUUACGAGCCCAAAAUUUAUGACAUGUGGAGUCUGGGUGUUAUCCUCUACAUCAUGGUCUGUGGCUCCAUGCCUUACGACGACUCGAACAUCCGGAAAAUGUUACGGUUGCAGAAGGAGCACAGGGUCCAUUUCCCCAAGUCCAAAAACCUGACCAUCGAAUGCAAGGAUCUCAUUUAUCGCAUGCUUCAACCCGACGUGUCCCGACGGUUGCGCAUCGAGGAGGUUUUAAGUCACAUAUGGGUGCAGCCCGGCAAAAUCAGAGCGAUUUCGGCCACGUCCGUCGGGAAGAACGGAGAGAGUUCGCGGAGCACGGGCGAGCAAAAGCCAGAGCACCGAUCCGAACGGGAGAAGAACCACAAAAGCGAAUCCAAACAGACCAUCGGCUCCAACGCGGCUCCUCGGCUGGAAGCGGUUGAAGAAGUGGAGGAGGUCGCUGAAGUAGAGAAGCAUGAUGAAGAAGUGGAGAAGAUUGCAGAAGAGUUCGAAACCAACCUUUGACGUUCAACGGAUGCCCUCGUCCCCAAAGCUGCAAGACCCUCACUAACAGGUCGCCCAGGUAACCGG